AUGACAUCUAUUAAAGCAGUCCUAAUCAUUAGAGUAACAGACCAUCAAUUGCUCUUCUCCAAGUCAUAUAAUUAAAAGAAAAUUGACUAAGAUUUUUAAAUUAUUUUAGAUCAUAUGUCAUAAAUAAAUCCAAGAGCUGAAGAACGAGUUACUCUAAAAACAGCAAAUGGAAUUUGGCGUUAUAAACUUGAUAAUAACAAAAUUGCUUAUGUGUUGCUUGCUAUAGAGAACUAUCCAGAUAGACAAAUAUAUGCUAUGAUACAAGAAAUAGAAACAGAAUUAUAGAAAAAGCCUAACUAUGUUGAUUCUUAACCUAAUGAUAUUUAGAAAUAUGCAAAAACCUGGAUGAAAUAAUUACAUGAAAAAUACGAUAAUUUGGCUGGAGUAGACAAAGUUUACGCAGCAUAAUAAUAAGUUGAUGAGGUGAAAAUUGUUAUGGAAGAAAACAUAAACAAUAUGAUAUAGAAUAGCUCAAAACUUGAUAAUUUAGAUGAAAAAGCUAUAACCCUCAAAAAUGAAUCGAUAAAGCUCAAAAAAUCAUCAACUGAACUUGCUAAAAUAAUGUAUUGGAGGAACAUGAAACUAAAGAUUCUUUUUGGUCUUAUCAUUUUAGCCGGGCUGCUUUAUAUUAUUGUCCCAAUAGUUAUUAAUGUUUCAAGAUGA
Messenger RNA from Paramecium tetraurelia, 663 nucleotides. RefSeq lists its product as uncharacterized. NCBI's taxonomy places the organism in Eukaryota, Ciliophora, Oligohymenophorea, Peniculida, Parameciidae. Gene Ontology annotation, cellular component: membrane. Gene Ontology annotation, biological process: vesicle-mediated transport. The transcript is spliced from 6 exons. The record is from RefSeq and is a predicted model, not a curated record.